Molecule: messenger RNA, 1788 nt
Organism: Ipomoea triloba (trilobed morning glory)
Lineage: Eukaryota; Viridiplantae; Streptophyta; Magnoliopsida; Solanales; Convolvulaceae
Product: 5'-3' exoribonuclease
Exons: 5
Coding region: 166-1494 (442 amino acids)
Molecular function (GO): 5'-3' RNA exonuclease activity; 5'-3' DNA exonuclease activity
Source: RefSeq, a predicted model, not a curated record
GCUGUUACUGAUCCAUUCAACCAGAUUCCAUAUUUACAUGCCCUAGAGCCUAAAGCUACAACCCCUUUGGUCCCCCUAAACCUCCCAUUAACAGGGACCUCUACCACUCUCACCACACUCUACACCUCCGAUCUUUCUCUUUCUUUCUUUCUUUCUCUGUAUCAGAUGAUGGGCGAUAAAGAAAUUCCCAAGAAAGCAUCACCUGGCAACGCCUCUAACAAGAAGAAGAAGAAGAAGAAGAGAGGGGGCAGCAAGAGGAAGAUGACCUCUGAGCAGUCCUUAGCUUACAAUUCUGUGAGUGAAUGGGUUUUCUUGGACCAGAGGUCUGGGAAGGUUAUUGAUGAUGAUUUUCUGGUGCCAUGGAAUCAGCCCAAGGAGAAGUUGGUGUUUGAAUUGCACUGCCAUUCUGUUCACAGUGAUGGGUUCUUGUCCGCUUCCAAGGUUGUGGAGAGAGCACAUCAAAAUGGGGUGAAAGUUCUAUCUUUGACCGAUCAUGAUACCAUGUCUGGAAUACCUGAAGCCCUGGAAGCUGCCCGCAGAUUUGGCAUCAAAAUCAUCCCAGGCGUUGAAAUUAGUACAAUUUUCUCCCAGAGAGGGGAGUCUGGAUCAGAAGAACCGGUUCACAUCCUCGCAUAUUACAGCAGUUGUGGGCCAACAAAGGUUGACAAACUGGAAAAGUUGUUGCAUAAUAUAAGGGAAGGCCGUUUUCUACGUGCAAAAAGCAUGGUUUCAAAACUCAACAAACUCAAAUUGCCACUUAAGUGGGAACAGGUAAUGAGAAUUACGGGCAAAGAUGUAGCUCCCGGGAGGUUGCAUGUUGCUCGUGCCAUGGUUGAAGCAGGAUAUGUUGAGAAUCUAAGACAGGCUUUCGCUCGAUACCUUUAUGAUGGUGGACCUGCAUAUGCUACCGGAAGUGAGCCAGUUGCAGAGGAAGCUGUGAAAUUAAUAUGUGAAACAGGGGGAGUUGCGGUAUUGGCACAUCCAUGGGCGUUAAAAAAUCCAGUCACCAUCAUAAGAAGACUGAAGGAAGCAGGCCUUCAUGGGAUAGAGGCAUACAGAAGCGAUGGAAAAGUGGCACUGUACAGUGACUUGGCAGACACACACGAUCUACUGAAGUUCGGGGGGUCAGAUUUCCAUGGAAGAGCUGGCCAGCACGAGUCUGAGCUAGGGAGCGUGAGCCUCCCGAUGUUGGCUGUGCAUGAAUUCCUGAAGGUGGCCCGGCCAAUCUGGUGCAGAGCCAUUGCAGAUAUCUUGGGAAAUUACGUUGAGCAUCCUACCGAGUCGAACUUACAGCUUAUAAUGAACUUCGGAAAGCCCAGGCUUCCCAAGAGCGUUACGCCAAUAACUUCUGCCUGUGAUUUUAUCAGCCAUUGCUUGUCUUCCUGGCUGACAAAUGAGGAACGACAGAACGCAGAGUUUGAGGCCAUCAAGUCGAAGCUUUCUAGCUUGUCUAUCGAUCUACCAAGCUUAACGGUUAGCGCUGCAAACACAUAACACAUAGUGAAAUUGUUUUAGUUUUAUGAGCUCAUGAGAACAUUCAAUUUUCAUUGUUCUUAAACUUAUCAUCAUAGGCUUCUCUAGCUUUCUUGUCCCUUUAUUUUAUUUCAUCCCGAGCCACCGAUAGACCUUAUAGGGAGAGGUUUUUCGACACUUGUUACUUCAUUUACAAGACUCGAACUCGAAACCUUGUUUAAGGUGGAAUUAAGCAUUUACUUUGGUGUAUUUGAUUCAUGGUGAUCAUACAUUUGUUCACACAGGUUUAUGAAACCAGUUUGUGCUUCUUUUUCA